UUCUUGAAAAAUAAGUUGAAUGAUCCAGUGGUCUUAUUGGGAUAGGUAAAUUGCGCGUAUGUCGUAAGUAAAGAAUGCACGUCUACUUACUGCCUUUGCAAUUUUAGGCUUUUUAGUCACAAAGGGGAGGAGUUUUACCAUUUUAAUGUCCAGUUUCAUUGGCUGUUGUAUCCGCCAGUUAUGCGGAACUGCAGUUUUACACCUUCUGAUGUUGAAACGUUUUGUUUUUCGGGUGCACAUAAUGUAGUUUAUUUUAUGUAUGUUUUUUUAUUAAACAUGCGAAUCUUUUUACUAUUUUACUAAAAUAGUCGCUCACUUAACAGUUUAGUUUCGGUAAACGACUAAAAACCAAAAACCGAGCCCCAUCGCAAGAGGUGAGGUGAAGGAAAAGCGAGACUCCCGAAUGUAAACAAGAAAUGGCCUUAAAGAAAAGACCUGUCAACAAUGCAUAGCUUUCGGGAACAGACAACUCGCAUUCGGUGUCUUACUGUAACGUAAAAGGCAACUUUCAGCUGCCGGACCACAUCUUUCUUUUCAAGGAGGAUUUCAGAAUGCAGAGGUCAGAGUUCAAGCCCCCGGCACAAUCGCCUCCUCGCCUUGGCCCUGCCGGGCAGACUGGGACGAACACUUCGAUCGAGAAAGAAGUGGGGAAAAGUCCCGUAAAGAGUGACAAAACAGAGUUCCCUCCUGAGUGGGAAGAUGAUGAACGAAUGGGAUACCUUUUCUCGGCAUUCAAGCAGACCAGGGAGGUCAACAGCUUGGACUGGGAUGGCAAGAUGGAGUUCUGGUGCCCAUUAAUUGUGAACACCUGCCGGCAGCGAGGUGUUGUCAGUAUCUCACUUGGAGAGCUCAAUGACAUAUUCCGCCGUAAAGGAACUUCUCCACUAGGCUUGGGCACGAUUUUGCAGGACAUGAUAAGACGUGGAAAGCUUCAGAAAGAGUCAGAAUUUGCAGCAAAUGUAGAUGCAGGAUGGAUUUCUUGGGGUGUGGGCUUGCUACUUGUCAAACCACUAAAGUGGACAUUGUCAACCAUCUUGGGGAGUAACCGUGUGCCCUUGGAGGAGACUUAUGUGAUGAUUGAUCUUGUCAAGGAAAAAGCUUCUAAACUCCUUCAAGUUUACCGCAGCUCUCCAGCCGCACAGCAGGCACUGGUUCCUUUCCAGGAAUUGCGGGCCAUUGCUGCUGACAUCUGCCCAGAUGAAAACACGCUUUGCCUGGCACUGUUGCAAUUGCAGAGAGAAAAGCAAGUCAAUGUGACGUUACAUGAUGGAGAAAAGAUUGUAAAGUUUACUCAGCCUGGGCAGAGCCGUGUAUCUCCAGUAGGCGAUGUUGAUCUUGGUAUAUAUCAGCUUCAGAAAAGCGAAAAACUUUUGGAAGAAAAAAUUGAAGCAUUGGCCAGUGAGGCAGAAAGGUGUAAAGAAGAAGCCAGGGGUUUGCUGCAUGAGGACAAGAAAACGCAGGCCUUGCGCUGCCUGCGUGCUAAGAAACGUAUUGAAAAGCGUUCUGACAGUCUGUAUGCACAGCUGGACACAAUACACGGUAUCUUAGAAAAGAUUGCCAAUUCACACACAGACCGAAUGGUAAUUCAGGCCUAUCAGACUGGUGUUGCCACCCUGAAACAAUCACUGAAAGAUGUUACAGUGGAAAAGGCAGAAAAUCUUGUCGAUCAGAUCCAGGAGCUUUCCGAGAUGCAGGACGAAGUGAAUCAGACUCUUUCAGGAUUCAGCCUUGAUUCUACAGUUGAUGACAUGGAUCUGGAGGCAGAACUGGCCAUAUUGAUGCAAGACUCCACCCCUGAUGGGCCUUCUGCUCUGCCUGAUGUGCCAGAUAAACCUGUGUCUUCAAACCCGGCCAGAGUGAAGUCAGAGGAGGGCUUAGUGGCCUCACUUCCUGCUGUGCCCAACACAGACCUAGGAAUCACUGAAGAAGAGCUGGAACAGGAGCUUAACAGACUGACUUUAGUGGAGUAAGGUGUUAGACUGACAUCUGACAUCUUAUCAGUGAAAAGCAGAAGUCACCUAGUUUGGCUGCUGAUAAGGUUGAAAAAUACAGUCCUGGUAAAUCUAAGUAUUGUUAUUACGAUUCCUUUCAUCUUACAAUAAAAAAUUUGUAAAGUCAUUGUGUUUUUGCCCUUUUAUAAAAAAAAAAUUCUUGUACAAGAACAUUUUUCUGUAACUGUUAAAGUGGCCUUUACUUUUUUAAAUUAUGUAAUACACCAUUGCUGUUAAGCCCUUACUUGUAUUAAAUAUGAUAAUACUAUGAUUUCAAA
This is a messenger RNA of Erpetoichthys calabaricus (reedfish), 2269 nucleotides long. RefSeq names its product charged multivesicular body protein 7 (gene chmp7). The transcript is spliced from 11 exons. The record is from RefSeq and is a predicted model, not a curated record. Gene Ontology annotation, biological process: late endosome to vacuole transport via multivesicular body sorting pathway; vesicle budding from membrane. Lineage: Eukaryota; Metazoa; Chordata; Cladistia; Polypteriformes; Polypteridae. Bases 552 to 1970 code for a protein of 472 amino acids. Gene Ontology annotation, cellular component: ESCRT III complex; multivesicular body; cytoplasmic side of plasma membrane.